GCAGCUACAUGCAACAUGAUGAUGGCAACAUGAUAGGCAGGCUGAUUGCAGUACGGAUGGGCGCCCGAUCUUUUGCAUUGGAUCGGGUGCUUGAUGCGUAGAUGUGUCAAAUCUCAUUUACAGGGAGCUAGGCGACGAGCCGGGAAGAGCGGACGAACCAGCAAAGCCUCACGCACGGCGAGGCCCACGAGGGUGGCAACGGCGGCGACGACGAUGGGGACGUACAAGUGCUGCAUCUUCUUCACCCGCAGGUUUGCAUUGAGCGAUGCAUCCACGCCGGGCGACGUGCGUGCGUUAUUCACCCACCACGCCGUCGGCGCGCCAUACAUGGGUGCUGACGAGCUCCGACGCUACCUCACCGCCAAUGGAGACGAGGAUGCUGACAUCGAUAUGGCGGAGCAGAUCGUUGACCGGAUCCUGCAGGAGCGUAGUCGCACCCCGCGGUUCGGGAGGCCAACGCUCACUGUCGACGACUUCCACCACUUCCUCUUCUCCGAGGACCUCAACCCACCCAUCUGCCACUCCAAGGAAGUCUAUCAUGACAUGAACGCACCAUUGUCACACUACUUCAUAUACACUGGACACAACUCGUAUUUGACUGGGAAUCAACUUAGCAGUGAUUGCAGUGAUAUUCCCAUCAUUAAGGCAUUGCAAGUAGGUGUUCGUGUAAUUGAAUUGGACAUGUGGCCAAAUUCUUCUAAAGAUGAUGUUAAUAUUCUCCAUGGAAGGACACUAACUGCCCCGGUAUCACUUAUCAAAUGCUUGAAGUCCAUCAAAGAAUAUGCCUUUGUUGCAUCUCCUUACCCUGUUAUUAUAACAUUAGAAGACCACCUUACAUCUAAUCUUCAGGAGAAAGUUGCCAAGAUGGUUCUUGAAGUAUUUGGAGAUAUCCUAUAUUAUCCUGAAUCAAAACAUCUUCAAGAAUUUCCUUCGCCCGAAGCACUUAAGGGACGUGUCAUCCUCUCAACAAAACCCCCAAAGGAGUAUCUUGAAUCAAAGGUUGGUUCUAUGAAAGACAAAGACAUUGAGUCUCAAUUUACCAAAGGAGAAAACGAAGAAGCGGCAUGGGGAAUUGAAGUCCCAGAUAUACAAGAUGAGAUGCAAUCUGCCGUCAAGCAGCACGAGAAUGAUACACUAUACACCCAAAGAGAUGUGGAAGAAGAUGAUGAGAAGAAGACGUGUCAGCAUCAUCCAUUAGAGUAUAAACACCUUAUUACUAUUAAGGCAGGAAAACCGAAGGGUGCUACAGUCGAUGCCUUAAAGGGUGAUCCAGAUAAAGUUAGGCGCCUUAGUUUGAGCGAGCAGGAGCUUGCAAAAGUGGCAGCACGUCAUGGUCGCAACAUUGUCCGCUUUACACAUAAAAAUCUUCUGAGAAUAUACCCAAAGGGCACUCGCUUCAAUUCCUCGAACUAUAAUCCAUUCCUUGGUUGGGUGCAUGGUGCACAAAUGGUGGCAUUUAAUAUGCAGGGACACGGAAGAUCCCUUUGGCUAAUGCACGGAUUCUUCAAAGCUAAUGGAGGAUGUGGAUAUGUGAAGAAACCAGAUUUCAUGAUGCAAACUUGUCCAGAUGGAAAUGUUUUCAACCCAAAAGCAGAUUUACCUGUGAAGAAAACACUAAAGGUCAAAGUAUACAUGGGUGAAGGUUGGCAGAGUGACUUCAAGCAGACAUACUUCGACACAUAUUCUCCUCCUGAUUUCUAUGCAAAGGUGGGCAUUGCCGGGGUUCCAUCGGACUCGGUGAUGAAGAAGACGAGAGCCGUGGAGGACAGCUGGGUCCCGGUGUGGGAGGAGGAGUUCGUCUUCCCGCUGACCGUCCCGGAGAUCGCGCUGCUCCGCGUCGAGGUGCACGAGUACGACGUGAGCGACGACGACUUCGGCGGUCAGACCGCCCUUCCGGUGUCGGAGCUCCGGCCGGGGAUUCGGACCGUGCCGCUCUUCGACCACAAGGGGCUCAAGUUCAAGAGCGUCAAGCUCCUCAUGCGGUUCGAGUUCAUCUAGAUCCUUGUAACUUCAGUAGGUCUGUCACUCACUCACUCACUCCACAUAUCUUACCAUCGUCGAUCUGUUUCUCAUAUAGCAAGACUAGAUUUUGGCUUGCAGAUUAGAAUGGACUAUAGACAACAUGUUCUUGAUUUUGGUCUGUAGAUCAGAUCAGAUGAGAUCAGAUUAGAUUGGGCUCUUUGUUUUGGUCUGUAACCCGGAUAACAUUUGAAGGCAUCUAGGAUUGCAGGGCUUUACCCUC
Messenger RNA from Oryza brachyantha (malo sina), 2242 nucleotides. RefSeq names its product phosphoinositide phospholipase C 2-like. Bases 94 to 1998 code for a protein of 634 amino acids. The transcript is spliced from 10 exons. Gene Ontology annotation, molecular function: phosphatidylinositol-4,5-bisphosphate phospholipase C activity. NCBI's taxonomy places the organism in Eukaryota, Viridiplantae, Streptophyta, Magnoliopsida, Poales, Poaceae. Gene Ontology annotation, biological process: lipid metabolic process; phosphatidylinositol-mediated signaling. The record is from RefSeq and is a predicted model, not a curated record.